Messenger RNA from Komagataella phaffii GS115, 1287 nucleotides. RefSeq lists its product as uncharacterized. The coding region runs from base 1 to 1287 and encodes 428 amino acids. The transcript has 2 exons. The record is from RefSeq and is a predicted model, not a curated record. Lineage: Eukaryota; Fungi; Ascomycota; Pichiomycetes; Pichiales; Pichiaceae.
AUGAAGGCUAGACCUACUCUACCAGACAGUACUGACUCGUCCACUUCUACAGGCUUGGUUUCCUACUCGAAGAGGAGUUGGAGAAUCAAGAAGUAUAGAAAUGACGACAGUGAAGAGCAGUCCAAUAUGAUCCAGUCAAUGGCCCAAUCUACUGAGACUAAAGCUCCCAGAAGACCCAAGCCGAAAACUGGGCGGUCGACAGAGUUUCUGUUCGUAGAAACUUCCCCUCAAAAACUUUCUGGUCAAUCAGCAUCUUCAUCUUCCAAUACUCCAAAGAGAGCCACUAGAAUGAGUCGUUUGUUUAAAUACAAAAAGAAGGAUGAAUCUCUUUCGGAAAAUUCCGUGUCAUCUUCCACCUCUCCAGUGAAAGACCCUUUUCUACAGGAGAUUAUGGCCAACGACCUCGCUCCACUCUGUAUGAGAGUGGACAAAUCGGGACGGGCUAUCCUUGCUGCGACAGAACCUUCGUCUCCUGCAAUUACACCAGGUGUCACUUCAGUGAGCGCGGGACCUCCUUCAGCCUCGGAAGACUACUUUUCACGACCGCUGGAAAAUAAGGCGAAAAGAUCUAAGACUCCAAUCAGAUCGAAUUCAACUAUUUCCAGCCACAGUUUGGUGUAUCCCUUGGCCUCUGUGGAGGAUAUACCGCCUUCAUCAGCAUCUCCCGUUUUAAAUCCCAGAAAUCGACAUCACAGAUCUUGUUCCUCGCUGUCAUUAUCGAGUAAGAUCAAGUACAACUCUCCCCUCAAGUUCAAUAGAAAAAGACACCAGCAUAGCAUCUCUAUCACAGGUAAUGACGCUCAGAUAGAAUCACCAUAUUUCCAAUCAGACGAUAACCUUUUCUUUGACAGCGAAAGAUCCCAUCCUCUAACGCAUUCCGACGUGUACGAUUCCUCGUCCAUGACUAGUAAUGGAAUUGUCUCGUCAAUGGCGUCCUCAAAAUUUGCUCUUGGGCCGCCUUUAGGUGCCUCUCCAAAGAAUGAGGAAUCCAUUACUCCUGUCAGCUUCAUAGAAAACGAGUUGAAAUUGGAUUCGUUUCUUGAUUUUCCACAUUAUAGUCAAUCCAGUAAUGAUAUCACUCCAAAAGUUUCUGAAUAUCAAAGUGCUCAACAUUUGCAGGCCCAAUGUGCCUCCACAGACUCUUCCAAUACGAUCACAAAUCUUGUUCAACAGACUGAUGCUGUUCUGGAAAGCGAUUUGCAGUUCUUCCACAAGCAGGAACACUUUUAUGAUUACGUAGACGAUGAUUAUCCCCUAUAUAAUUUUGUUACGGAGGCAGAGCAUUGA